This is a messenger RNA of Homalodisca vitripennis (glassy-winged sharpshooter), 2934 nucleotides long. RefSeq names its product intracellular protein transport protein USO1. The record is from RefSeq and is a predicted model, not a curated record. The transcript is spliced from 10 exons. NCBI's taxonomy places the organism in Eukaryota, Metazoa, Arthropoda, Insecta, Hemiptera, Cicadellidae. Gene Ontology annotation, cellular component: axoneme. Gene Ontology annotation, biological process: intraciliary transport. Bases 177 to 2468 code for a protein of 763 amino acids.
GAAAAAAAUCGUUGCCAACUGUAAACAAAUAAGAUGGAUAUUGACAGUUAUGCUGAAUGUUUCUUUCACAAUAAUGUAUUUAAAUUUUAGUGUAUAUCGAAUAAACUAAUCAUUAAACAGUUCCUCACAAUAAUUCACAGUUUCAUCUUGUGGAAUGGUGCUGUUUUAUAUGAAAUAUGUUGAGUGUAUUGGAGGAAAGGAAAACUUCUGUUCCAAGAGUUAUGACCGAUAUAUCUGAACCUAAAUCUGUAUCUGAUGGCGACCCCUCCAGGUCAUUUAAAGAAAUAACUGCUAGUCCUCCUUCCUUUGACGAAUUAAAGUCUGUUCAACAAACAAAAAGACUUCUUCAAAAGAAAAAUCAACUUCAUCCAUUAUUUGCCAAUCAUCCGUACCGAUGUGCCAGCAUGUACGGACCCAGAGCCACCAGCUCUCGACCCAAGCUCAAGGAUGUUUCUCAACGUAUUGUGUCUGCCAAACUGCUUCAAAUUAAAGAACUACGCAACCAGCUUACACUUACCCAGCAUCAGCUUAAUGAUGUAACCAAUGAGAAUCGUUUUCUAAAGACGCUACAGAAGAGACAAGAAGUUGCUCUACGAAAAUAUGAAGGCCAUGAAGCUCGACUUCCUCAACUCAUUCAAUCUCACAAUGAAGAAGUGCGAAUACUUACCUCCAAAUUGAAACAGCUGAAGCAUACAAACCAGCGACUGGUAGAUAAACUGAAGAGCGCAGAACAGCAGUUGAGCAGUCUGCAAGAGGAGCAUUGUCACCUCUUGGGGUUGAGCCGCAACCAGCAGUUGGGGGAGCGAGAGGCUCUGGCUACUCAGGUGGAGGAGCUGCAGCACACUGUCCGAAACCAGCACAACACCAUCCAGCUGCUGACCAGGAAAGUGGACCUGGAGAGAAAGAACUAUAAGCACGAGUUAGGGACUGAGAAGAAUAAACGUAGUGAAGUGGAGCGCAAGUUGACCCUGGCUAUGCAAACCAUUGAGAACCUUAAGGAUCAAAUUGAGGCUAAAGAGAAGUGUCUCAGUGCAAUUGUGCCAUCUAGAUACGUCCGAAUUGGUCACGGUUUGAGCCAGGCAUCACUGCAGACUGCAAGGGUAACACAUUCACAGAUACCUCGAACUCCUAACAACCAAAUUAGCAUCAGUUCCUACAAGAACAAUGUCAACCAAACGUCAGAGCAAAGCAGCACUGAGCAGAUGGCUAAUGAAACAGAUGUUCUUGAAUCACAAAAUGGAAAUAACACAUCUGAUAGUGGGAAAACCAACAAUGGAACUAUUCUACCUAAGAUAAAGCCCCAAAUCACAAACAGAAACCUGAGAAGUCAAUACAAGCUUUCAAGUAAAAGAUUAAAUACUAACAAGAAGUCAAGUGCAAAACAUGAGACUCCAGAUUACUCAUCGUCAUUCACAUCGGAGGAUAUUCCUUUAAAGGACCUAGCUAAAAAUAGCGGGAGUGAGUCAGACAAAGUGACUCAAGCUAAGCGUGAGUUUGUGUUGAACUCACAAACUGACAGUGGCAGAGGUCGUAAGUUUUCUGUGGAUUCAGGAGUUAUCAACAGGAGUGAGAGUGGGAAAAUUACCCAGCGAACUGAUCAGUCCAGAGCUUCUAGUACGAAGACAAGGAGAAAUUCAGUUUCUGUUUGCCGAACUGAUGUAACAAGUUCGGAAGAACUAGAUAAAUACAUUAAACAAGAUAAUUUGGCUGCGAAAAUUGAAACCCACAAAUCAAUCAGAGACGAGUUGAGAGAGUUGGAAGAAAAACUUCUAAAUGGAUCUAGUUUCUUGGAAAAGUCUAGAAAACAAAAGUUAGUCGACCCGCAAGUGGAGGAAUCGGCAAAAGAAAUGUGCAAAGGUAUGAUUGGAACACCUAGAAACAUAUCUGAUGAAGACAGUGAUGGAGAAACACAAGACAAUCUUGAUAUCUCUUGGAAUGAUAUACAUAACAAGAUUAAAGCUGAAUCUGAUGCUGCUGAAGCGAAAUUGGAAGAGUAUUACACUGCAUUGGAGAAAAAUGAGCUUGAUAUUGGGGAAACAGAGGAUUAUAUUGCUCUUGAGGAGGAACAAAAAGAGAGAUUAUUAAAAGCUUUGAAGGAAAUUGACAAGGAAGCCCAAGGAGUGAGCAGUGCUAGCUCCUCUGAUGAAUCGAAACUGUCCUCGAGCCGUAAACCAACUCGGAGAAAAUCAGAUGGUUACAGCUACAACUUCUCAAAAAAUAUUGAUAACUUACAUAGAGGCCUUCCUGUGUAUGACAAAGUGAAAAUUCCCGCUGUUGAAAAAAUGAGAAGGGAAGAGAAGGAAUAUUUAUCAGAAGUAGAAAGUGGUAGGAAGAACAAAGCUGAUUUUAUGAAAGAUUUAUUUGGCAACUAUGACACUGUGGGUCUACAGACAGACAGUUUUCCUUCCUCUGAAAGGCGCAGUGAAGAUGUGGAAAGGUUAGUGGAACUUAACAGACCCUUUGACUGAUUUUUAACCUUUUUUCAAGGAGAAGCCUUUCUUAACUUGAAAGUGUUAUAUAAGUACAGUUUAAAAUUUAUUUGUUGUGGGUUGUAGAGGAUGGAACUUGUACAGGAUACUUAUCACGCUCAAAUGAUACUAGUCAAUACUUUUGCACCAAAGUUAAGAAUAAGUUUUUAUAUUUUUAGAUGUAAAGAGAUAUUUGUUCAUAAAUUAUUAUUUUCAUGGUUGAAAUAUUAACUUAUUCUAGUCAGCUAUACAAAAUAUACAACAUUUGAUGUGUAUAUUAUACAACAUACUAAGAAAUGAAUAUUUAUCUGGAAAAACUAUAUAUUGUAUGCCUUAACAUAUGUGCAUUUAAAGGUACAAAUAAAAUAUUAUUUUGAUAUGAAAAUUGAAAAUGUCUUUCGAUACGUCAUCUCAGACAAACUAUUUUGAAAAAGUAAAUGUUAAUAAAGUGAAUUACUGUUAAAAA